UUGGGUGCAGUCCAGGUUCCGGGAAUGGGCCUCUCCUCGUAGGUUCCUUCAGCCUGUUUGAGAAGUACUGUGUGGUUCCCACCAAUGGAGAGUGGGAAGGGCAUGCUGCCUUGGCCCACUUCUUCUUUCUCUUUGUUUUCUUGCCAAGAAGCCUAGUCAGGAGACUUGCUUUGGCCCAGAAGAUUCUCCCACAGGAAGCAAGGAGGGUCUGCCAGCCGGCUUUUCUUUUGAUUUCCUGCCCUGUCUUUGGUGUUUGUUAAACCAGGAUGUGGAAGAGGUCAGAGUGAUAUCCUUUGGACUUGAGUAGGAAUCUGUUGACAAGCAGCAAACUUUUCAAGAUGGCCAUUCUCACAAUUCUUAGAAUUCUUUUUUGGGCAAUGGUAUUUUUUAUGGAACACAGGGUCCAAAUAGCAAAGGCAGGGUGGCCCUCCAUCACCCUCCUGGCUGAUGACCUCUCGUUGCCCUUGAGUCUGGAUCUGGCAAAAGAAGCCCCUGGCAAGGAGAUGAAGCCACGGCCCCAAGGAUAUCCCUUGAGGUAUAUGCUGAAGUUAUACCAGCGUUCGGCUGACCUGCAUGGGCAUCCUAGGGAGAACCGUACGAUUGGAGCUAAAAUGGUGAGGCUGGUAAAGCCCUCAGCCAAUGCAGUAAGGCCUCUAAGAGGUCCCUGGCAUGUACGGACCCUGGACUUUCCUCUGGCUUCAAACCAGGUAGCAUAUGAACUAAUCCGAGCCACUGUGGUUUACCGCCAUCAGCUUCAUCUAGUUCAUUACCAUCUCUCCUGCCAUGUGGAGCCGUGGGUCCCCAAAUGCCUGACCAAGCCCUUUCCUUCUUCUGAAAUGGGUUCCUUCAAGCCACCUCCCAUGUCUAAAGCCUGGACAGAGAUGGAUAUUACACACUGUGUUCAGCAGAGACUCUGGAAUCGCAAGGGACGGAGAGUCCUUCGCCUCCGCUUCAUGUGUGAGCAGCAAAAAGGCAGCGAGGUUCCUGACUUCCAGUGGCAUGGCAUGGCAUCCUUGGAUGUCGCCUUCUUGCUACUCUAUUUCAAUGACACCAACAAGAGCAUUCAGGCUAAACUCGCACAAGGCCAAGAGGAGUUAACUGAUAGGGAAUCUUCUUCUCUCAUGCGGAGUGCCCGGCAAGCCUGCAGCAUUGCAUCUGAUGUCGCUUGUCAUACUCAGGAACAUGACGGGUCUGUAAAUAACCAAUGUUCCCUCCACCCUUACAAGGUCAGCUUCCAUCAACUAGGCUGGGAUCACUGGAUCAUUGCUCCCCGUCUGUACACUCCAAAUUACUGUAAAGGAAUCUGCAGUCGUGUGCUACCCUAUGGUCUUAAUUCACCCAACCAUGCCAUCAUUCAGAGCCUUGUGAAUGAGCUAGUGAAUCACAGUGUACCUCAGCCUUCCUGUGUCCCUUAUAAGUUUCUUCCCAUGAGUAUCCUUCUGGUUGAGGCAAAUGGGAGUAUCUUGUACAAGGAAUAUGAGGGUAUGAUUGCCCAGUCCUGUACAUGUAGAUAACUGUGAAGUUGCAGCUCUCUCGGCUUUCCUAAGAAACUAGAGAAGAUAAAGUAUUAUCGAUGUUAAAGCUGACAGGGACCUACCCUUUCUACAGGUUCUAUUCCUUAUCGUAAAAAAAAAAUAUUGCACUUACACUUAAAAUAUACAAGCACUUUAAAGUCCAUAAACUAAGUGCUAGGAUCACAUCUUAAUAUUUUUAAAAAGUAAUUUAAAAUACCAUGAAAUAGUCAUCUUUAGAGUUAUUUAAACCUCUUCCCUGAUUUGUGAGCCCCUCAACUUGUAAAAAAGAAAAGACUUUCUGGUACUGGUAGCACAGCAUGGAUCAGUGUGAUUUAACUAGUCAAAGCCCUCAAUACUUGGAAAAGAUGCUUUUGUGGAGAUGUUCUGUUAUGUCACUUUUAUUGUGACUUUGGAAAAGAAAAACAAGACUGGUCCAUGUAGUAGAACACGUGGAGUCCUGGAAGUGACUUGAUUCUAGGCUCACUUGUUUUGUGUGUUCAUCUGGACUCUUCUGGGCAUGCGUCUCUGAAAGACAACCUUGUGGCUUGGGAGGAGGUAUAGAACUCUCUCUGGGACUAACCGGAGUUUGUAAUAUGACUCCUUGAGUUUCUUUCCCUUUUGAGGUGCUGAGGCUAAUAAGCAAGUGCUCUACCACUGUGCUGUAUUCCCAGCCCAGCUUGACUCCUCUAUAAUACUCUACUGCAUUUAAGUGUUGGGACAAUACUGGAAAUGAAUGGUGCUUUUCUUGUUAAAGAGAAUCUUGAAUGCUUUGGGAGAGACUGGAAAGAAGAAAUUUAUCUUUUGUUAUCUAUAGCUAUGAUACAGAGAUCUAGCCUAAUCUCUGAGGGAUAGGGCCAGAGGCGCCUCUGAAUUUGUUCUCUGGAUAGCAGUUCUAGUAAGCAGCUUUCACUAUGUGCCCGGUAGAGAAACCCAGUCUCGGUACUUGCAUAGCUAUUGACUUUUCUUAUCACCAUUCUCAGGGCCUGAUUUAAGGGUGAGGGUAUGUGCUUGCCACUGUUAAUUCCUGUCUCUUUACACUUAUCAUAAGUUAACUCUGUUCAUAAUUAAUCCUUUCUCUACAGUUGCUACUCACUGGACUGGAUAUCUGGGGAUCUAUUCCUUAGCAUCAUUUUGUUCACAUUUCUACUUAGAAUUCAGGCUUUACUAUUCAUCUCACUAGUAUUCUCAUGACAACCCAGGUUCAAGCAGCUGUGUUUCCUCUCUUCUCAUAGCAUAGCAUGCUUCCCUUAAUAUGCUGUAGUACUGUUGUCUUCACUGAAAAAAAGACGGAG
This is a messenger RNA of Chionomys nivalis (European snow vole), 2806 nucleotides long. It is a transcript of the gene Bmp15, whose product is annotated as bone morphogenetic protein 15. The transcript has 2 exons. Gene Ontology annotation, biological process: SMAD protein signal transduction; BMP signaling pathway. Gene Ontology annotation, cellular component: extracellular region. Gene Ontology annotation, molecular function: cytokine activity; growth factor activity. Bases 339 to 1514 code for a protein of 391 amino acids. The record is from RefSeq and is a predicted model, not a curated record. Lineage: Eukaryota; Metazoa; Chordata; Mammalia; Rodentia; Cricetidae.